Messenger RNA from Actinia tenebrosa (Australian red waratah sea anemone), 2472 nucleotides. RefSeq lists its product as uncharacterized. Lineage: Eukaryota; Metazoa; Cnidaria; Anthozoa; Actiniaria; Actiniidae. The record is from RefSeq and is a predicted model, not a curated record.
UAGCGAAACGCAAGUACAAAGUCCCUGAUGGAAAACAGGGAAGAUUAAUGUACUCAGUAUCUAACUAAUGGCUCUUUGGUUGAAAGCUUAGGAAUGAUCUAGGAAUGCAUGGAAAUAUCCUCAAGAUUGAUCUAACACUACAGUACCCCUGGGUCACUUUGAAUGUUGAAAUCAUUCGCACAUAAUAUACAUGUGCAUAGCCAUCCGAAGUGAGGAUUAAAAAUACCGGGCUCGACAUGUCUUCGUACUCGGUGGCAGUUGAAGUAUAUACUCGGACGAACCUGAUGAUAGCCCUGGUUGUUCUAACAACUAUCUUCAAUGGCUUUCCCAACAUAAACUUUCUCAUUCUUAUGAUAUUUCUGUCUUCAGUUAUGCCUUUGCCAACCAAACCGAUCAUAAGUGCGAUAGAAGUCUUUGUUCCAAGUAUCUUUGUAGUCAUUCGGUUUUGGUUAAAGUCUUCAAUAUGGCUGCUAACGCUUCUGUUACAUCCCUCCAUGGUCGUCUUAAAUUUUCUGUUUUUCACCCUGAUGGAGGGAGGUCUGCAUGUAGUGGUUAGCACUCUCAGAAACGCCAGCAGAUUCCUUUCACGUACAGUGGUUGGAUAUGGUUUAACACUAUUCUUGUUGCAGUUCCAAAUGAUCUUUCUAGUUUUUCGGAUUAUUUCCCGACUUCACGAAUGGAUGACUACCGUGUUGACUAUCAUUCGGUAUACCAGAAGGAUAUCUCUUAUCAUAUUGACAAUAAUCUCUCAAUCCGCGAUAUUUCACUUGGCGGAACAAAAACUAUUCAAAACAAUGAGGGCCGCAUUAAAGUUGGUUUUAAUGCUAUCUUUCGUCUUCCUGGUAGUUCCUGGACCUGUUUCCAUUGCCAACUMCGUGGUAACAGGCCAUUUUCAUCCUGGAUCCAUUUUAAGGUUCAAGUCAUGGCUUGCACAAGCACCCGACCCUUUAUACACACACUCGCCCUUCCUGGAAAACUGUUUCUCUUCCUGGACAGCCUUGAGAACAGUUCACUUCUUCAUCAUGACGCAAGCCCUUGCCUACAACUCUUGGACGACACCUACGCAUAUUAUAAAACUAAAAGAGCGACUCGACUCUUGGGUAGUCGUUAUCAUAACUAUAUUUUUAGGUCUGGUUCUGGUGUUUCUGUCCRAUAAUUAUUUUAUGAGCCAGGUACUCCAUGUUGUCGUAGCCGUCGGUAGUCUGGCCUUGUUUGUAUUUAUACUCGAUGGCUAUCGUAAGUUCCAUUACCUUCUAUCUUUCUACGGUUUGGGUACUAUACUGGUCAUCGCCCAAGACGCACUGGUUGUAGCGUACGAAGUAUUUGCUACGAUCAGUGCCACGAAAUCAAUCAAUGUGUCGCUAGUUAUAAYGGGCGCUCUGACGUUGUGGACGUGUUGGAGUAUCUCUAUUGAUGUUUGUGUGAGAAUUGUCAGAAAAAUCGUCAAUCCAAGUAAGAGUAUACUAUAAUGUGCAAGGACAGGUAACCGCUGAACAUCAAAAAUGCAGGCGCAACACCCAAAUUUAUCUCCGCUUCAAUAAUACUGUAUGUAAAUUGAUACGGAGGAACAGAAGAAAGAAGGCGCAAAAAAUUGAUGGCCACGUCACGGGGGCGUGUAAAUAAGUCACGAAUAUCAGCUGUUCCCAAAUAUUCACUUACAUUCUCUUCAACUGGUUAAUGCAAGGGUAGUUAAGAGCACAUAUUUUGGGGUCACUUCUGCACAUUGCGUUUAAUAACAGCAUAGUGCUAGUUAUAUAGAUAUAGUGCCUAGCGCUCAUGCGUGAAAAGAGCGCGCAAUGUUUAAAUGGGGAAACUCUCGAAGUCAUGACAAAAGUCAAGCUGAAAAGUUGGUAAAUGAAUAAGAAACUACGAAUGGUAUGCUUCUCCUCCCAUUAGGAUAAAAUGACAUGGCUGCCAUGUUGGUUGACAUAACAAAUGAACCCAAGACCACAUUUUUGUCAAGGUCAUCGGGCUAUGACUUCACAUGCAACCUAAGAAUCGUAAGAAAAGUUUCAGUCAUUAAACCUUGUAGUGCUGGGGUCGACCUCGCAUCCCUCCUCUUCUCGUGUUUCUCCACAUCUAGCUAGCAUACAAAUUUUUCGCCCGCUGAUUGGCUAUUGUUUAUCACCAAUAAGAGGACUGAAAUAACCUGACUUCAACGAGCGCGCGCUCUUUCCGUUUUACCAUCCUGUAACCAAUAGGGAAUGUGCACGAGCACGAAUCUCUAGCACAAAGCAUGAUGGGAAACCGAGUACUAUACAAAUUAGAACAAAAAAAUCAAUAGAAUUAUCACAAAAAAUUUACUCUUCUAUUUUCGUCUGUUGAAAUACUUACUGUUUCAUAGGAAAUGUCGAAGGAAAAAUUGUCAGAGGAAUUUUUAGAGGAGCUAAAUAAUCGGUUCUCCGUCAUACUUUGUGCUAGAGAUUCGUGUUCAUGCACAUUAGCCUGGCUAGGAAGCUGUUUCAGGGUUCG